GCCGCGCGGCCCCCCCCGCGGCCCUCCGGCGCGCGCCUGCCCGCGGGCUCCGGCACCCCCGCGCCUCGGCCUCUGCCCCGGUGGGCGGGGGCGGCAGCUGGGCGGCCUCGCGCUCUCGGGCGCCCUCCGCUCCAGAGCCCCUCGCGACGCAGCAUAACACGCCGACGGGCUCUCAACCGGCGUGUCGUUGAUACUCCUUUUCCCUCCCGAUCCUCGGCGGGGCGGGCAUCGCCUCGCGGCGAGCGAUGGCGGGCGCGGCCAACGGCAAGGUGGGGUCCAACGCAAAGUUCAAGAUGGGGUUCUGCCAGACAGCUGUCAGCAAGGACAAGGCGGUCAGCCUCGAGAACGCAAAAGCGGCGCUCGUGAAGGCCGUGGGCAUGGGCGCCGAGCUCGUCGUCCUGGGCGAGAUGUUCAGCUGCCCGUACGCCACGAAGUUCUUCAGGGAGUACGGCGAGAGGUUCUCCGAGCCGCUCUCUGCGGAGGCUUGCCCCAGCGCAAAGAUGUUGUCCGAUCUUGCGAAGGAGCACGGGGUGUGGAUCGUCGGCGGAUCGAUCCCAGAGUUGGAGGGGGACAAGGUGUACAACACCUGCCUGGUGUUCGACUCCAAGGGCGCCGUCGUGGGCAGGCACCGGAAGGCCCACCUCUUCGACAUCGACGUGCCCGCGACCGAGGGGCGCCCGGCGAUCAAGUUCAAGGAGUCGGACGUCCUCUCGGGGGGCGAGCAGGUGACGCUGGUGGAUCUGCCCUGGUGCCGGAUGGGCGUGGGCAUCUGCUACGACAUCCGCUUCCCGGAGUACGCGCUGUCGAUGCGCGGCCUCGGGGCCAAGCUCCUCGUCUACCCGGGCGCCUUCAACAUGACCACGGGGCCCGCCCACUGGAGCGUGCUCUCGAGGGGGCGCGCCGUCGACACACAGGCCUACGUGGCCGUAGUGUCGCCCGCCCGGAGCGAGGACAAGGACGACUACCAGGCGUACGGCCACUCCCUGCUCGUGAACCCGUGGGCCGAGGUGGUGGUCGAGGCCGAGCACGAGCCAGGCGUCUGGGUGGCCGAGGUGGACCCCGCCGAGGCGGACCGCAUCCGGAUGCAGGUGCCGACCUCCUUUCAGAAGCUGGGCGGCCUGUACGUGCCCUACGCCGCCCGCGGCGCGGGGGACGGCGCGCCCGAAGCGAAGAGGCCGAAGCUGUGACGGUCGGCCCUGGGCGCAGUCGUUCUGCAGCGGCGGCGCGGGCGCUUGGAGAGCGGCACGCGCGGGAUCCUAUAGGACGCAGUGGGCCCGCAGGACUCGCAGGCCCGUUUUGGCGGGCGCCCCUGGCGUCGCGACGUCGGUGUGCCUGCCGGGAGAAGAGGGCGCCGCGGAGGUCUCCCGCCCGUCUCUCGGCACUGCCCCCCUCGUCCGCGAGGGAGGCCUCGCCCGCCCGAAGGCCCCCCGCUCCCCCGUCUCGGUGCCGAUCUGUGCGUGCUGGCGUCGGGACGUGGCUCCCUGCCGACGGCCUCGGCACCGAAGCAUGGGCUCGCGGGGCCCGCCUCUGGGGAAGGGGGGUGGCGACCUUGGUGGCCUGCCCUGCCCUUUGUGAAAGCUUAGGAGAGCCUCUGUCGAAUUAUUUGUUUUCAGCAACAUAUCGAAGUGGGUUGCAAGUAGAGCGCCAGGGAGGCGUCGGGGCGGCCAGGACCUCUCGGCAGGUGCAUUUGGUGCAUGCGGAACCGCGCUGUGUGAGUGUG
Prorocentrum cordatum is the source of this 1720-nucleotide messenger RNA. The record is from the annotation of a GenBank genome assembly. Lineage: Eukaryota; Dinophyceae; Prorocentrales; Prorocentraceae.